AUGAGUCUUGAAGACAACGCCAUAGCCCAAAACCCAUCCUUCGCCAUACCCACUCUGCCAGUUCGUCAAUCAAGUAUGACUUGCGUCGACAUCACCCCUUCUGAUUCAUCUGCUACAGCCUUCAUCGAGGCUUGGAUUUCGCAGAUCAGUGAGGUCGGCAACGCGCACGACGUAUUCGAUAAGCCAAUCGACGAAAGCUUCGAAGUCUUCAACUUCAUGACGUCGAAGACACCUAGCCCCUCGAAGAAGCGCAAGGCCAACUCUGCAGACGCUGCACCCGAUCUCGACGCGACACCACGCCCUCCCGGGACAACUCUUUUCACGCACCGUCUCCUGGCAACUCGCUCCCUCGAUGAUUCCUCCGCCACGACCCAGAUAACGUCCGAUGCUUCAUCCGUCUCUGACACAUCGGACGCGCCCUCUGGGGCGUCCAGCCCGAAGAAGCGGGAGGGCGAGCUGCGGGAUACCUCAGACCACCCUCUUCAACGACGCAACCUCAGAGAGCGGGCCCCAACACCCCUCAUGCGCGAUCUGUUGGCUAUCGCGUCUGGCCCUGUGAUUCCUCACAGCGUUAAGGGUCGCAUGAGUCGCGACUCCGACUGGAUGAACCAACCCCAAGACGCAUGGUUCUACCCGCAAACCACAGGAACCCACGACGAAGCAGCGAUCGAGAACGAUACCUACACAUACAUGAGAGCUCGAAGAAUCGAGAAGAACACGACUUUGUGCAAGCAGACGAUGGAGCAUGAAGCGGGAUGGAAUGACAUGGUGCAUUCGCAGCUGCUGGAGCUCGCGCUCGCUGACGAGAGCGGCGUCUCGUUCCGCAACAUUGUUCUGGAUGACUUUCGCGAAACGGACGAAUUCGUCCGCAACGCCAAGGUAGACUACGCCAUAGUCCUCAACCCGGACGCCACCACGACUCUCGCAAACAGCAUCCAAUCCUACAGGCAGCCCGGUCCACGAACCCACCAUAUUGUCCACGUGAACCUGCCGGAUAGAGCCGCAACGCCAGUCACCGUCUCGAUUGAAACUAAGAGCGCCAAUGAGAAACCGUUGUCAGGCCGGGUGCAGCUCGCCACAUGGGCACGCGCUCACUUCCGGCACCUGGAGCGGCUUCCCUCUGCCGGAGUGCUGCCUAUCCUGCCGCUUGUCUUGGUGCAUGGGUCCACGUGGACCGUCGAUUUUGCUCAGUAUACGCCGGAUAACUUGGUGAGCCUCGGUUAUGUUCACUUGCAUGGCAUUUCCGCUGACGACGUGAUAGAUUGUCUGGGAUGGGUUUUCCUUGGGGUCGUCAGAUACUGUGCAUGGAUGCUACAAGAUUAUUGCUUGUCUUCGGAGGCUUGGAAGAUGGUCUAG
This is a messenger RNA of Colletotrichum gloeosporioides, 1356 nucleotides long. RefSeq lists its product as uncharacterized. Bases 1 to 1356 code for a protein of 451 amino acids. The transcript is spliced from 3 exons. The record is from RefSeq and is a predicted model, not a curated record. NCBI's taxonomy places the organism in Eukaryota, Fungi, Ascomycota, Sordariomycetes, Glomerellales, Glomerellaceae.